UAUAUGUCCGGUAGCUAGUGCGUAAUAACUGGGUUGUCAGACAUGGCAGUUACAAGGUUACCUCAUGCAGCGCUUUCUUUAAAACAGUUUUUACAGAGACAGAAGAUUUUAGGGAUUUACAGAAACAUGCUGAGGACCAUUCGGCAGGUACCAGAUGAGGGAGACAGGAAGUACCUCAGAGACUGGGCAAGAGACGAGUUCAAGAGGAAUAAGAAUGCUACAGACCAGGAUGCCAUCCGCAUGAUGGUCACACAAGCCAACAACCACCUAGAGGAGCUGCAAAGGUCUUUGGCGUUGGCCAGGAGUUAAAUACUGUGAGCUGAUGUGGACUAUGGACUGAUCUGGACCAGCCAUCAUGUGAUAGGUGGAGACUGUUAAGCGUAGCCAGGGAAACCUCUGAUCAGUUAAUUGAAUAAUGCAGAAUGAAUUGAAACUUGUCUUUGGCUGGACACCUUUUCAUGGAUGGAUUGAUGGAGCUGACCUGAAGGCAUCAUUCUGCAAAACCUCCUGUGCUGCCGCUCACCAUACAGUGAUUUUUCCAUCCAUGGAUACUAACUCAGCCCAUCUUCCAGACUUUUGCUGUAAAUUGAAUGUAUUGUUUAUAUUAAACAGGAACUAA
Molecule: messenger RNA, 619 nt
Organism: Chelmon rostratus (copperband butterflyfish)
Lineage: Eukaryota; Metazoa; Chordata; Actinopteri; Chaetodontiformes; Chaetodontidae
Gene: lyrm2
Product: LYR motif containing 2
Exons: 3
Coding region: 43-309 (88 amino acids)
Cellular component (GO): mitochondrion
Source: RefSeq, a predicted model, not a curated record